Molecule: messenger RNA, 1735 nt
Organism: Oryza sativa Japonica Group (Japanese rice)
Lineage: Eukaryota; Viridiplantae; Streptophyta; Magnoliopsida; Poales; Poaceae
Molecular function (GO): protein binding
Source: RefSeq, a predicted model, not a curated record
AUGGUAUUCCAGCCAAACCGCCAUUUGAAGGUGGCAAAAUAUCAGUUUUCUCCACACCCACAGUUCAGCUGCCAGGUGGGCCCGAAGUCUAAACCCUACUAUUCCCAGAUUCCCACCGGCCUCCGAGGCUCCGAUUCCUUCUCUUGCACACCACACUCCCCUCCGCCCAAAACCCCAAGAAACCCCCCAUCGAUCCCCUUCCAUCAUCAACCUCCGGCGAUUCGCCUGCCAUGGCCUCGCCGUCGCCGUCGCCGUCGCCAUCGAGCGCCAGCAAUCAGCGCCGCUCCCUGCCGCCCUCACCAGCGGCGGCCUCCUCGGUGGGAUCCUCGCCCGCAUUCCCACCCCGCAAGAGGCGCCGGUCGGGGCGCCCGCCUCCCUUCCUCGGGUUGGCCUGCUACGACGGCUUCUACCCGGCCACGGAGCCCCACCCUUCCGCCGAGCGCGCCAUCGCCCUCGCUCGCAAGGCCGAUUUCGAGUACGGCUUCGUGCCGUGGGUGCCGGAGGAGGAGGCCUGGGGCUGGUUCCCCCUCGACGCCCGCGACGGCCGCGUCCUCAUCCAGUCCAAGUACUUCCCCGAUGACCCCGACGGCGGCGACUUCCCCCGCCCCCGCUUCAUGAACUACGCCGUGUGCGAUCCCCUGUUCAAGAGAUACGUGAUGCUCCCACCCGUACCCGACGACCUAACCGCCAAUGAGGGGAGCCUUGUUGAUUUCGGGCUCUGCCUUGCCCCCUCCCAAGAGGAUGAGGCGGAUACAUCGUUCAGGGUGAUAUGCGUGGCACGGUACAACACCAAUCUGGUCGCGUUCGUCUUCUCUUCCGUCACUAGGCAAUGGGGAAUCGGUUCGUCUUCCACCUGGAGUUCUUUGGGCACAGAAGAGCCCCCUAACCGCCAUGGCCUGAGUUGCUUCGACUGUGUUGAUGGCUGCUUCUACUGGACAGUGCCUUCGGCGGACAAGAUUCUUGUGCUUGAUGCCAUCAAGAUGGAGUUCUCUGUUAUCAACUAUGCUCAUCGUGUGGAGGACGGCUUUCGGGCUUGCAUUGCAGUUGAUACAGAAGGAACCCCUGGGAUGCUGACUGUUGGUGAAUACUUGGGGAAUAGAGAGUUUCGCUUCUCUCGCAUCGCGAAACAAAGUGACCGUGAAUCUCCCAAUGAACGCCUGUCGGAGAAUAUUAUACAAUUGCCCAGCAACUGCAAUAAGUACUUCACCUUAGGUGCAGCUGAGGGAUUUAUUUUCCUUAGAGGCAUUCCAGAAGAAGAGAAAGUAGAAGACUCUUCAUCAGAGGAUCUUUACAUGGAUCCUGAAGAAAUAGAAUAUUAUUCGCUCAAUGUCAAGACUGUUGAAUUUGAGAUGGUCUGCGCGAUGGACAUGGACAAGUGCUACUUUCAUGUUUGCCCGUACUUCCGCUUUUCACCACCAUCGGCAAAACCAUGUGUUUGAAGUGGGAUGAAGCCGUGCUUUUGAGCCCAUACUCGUGCCAUGCAUCCGUACUGCUUGGAAGUGCAGGAGGUUCAAAAUGGUGCUGCCAUUCUGUUGACCCGGAUGUUCUUGAGCCUUGGGUUAUAUUUAUCACAAAGUAGUCACUAAUGUAGUUUAAUAGACCGUAUUAAGUUAAUGUAAGCAAGACUUGCUGCUGGCAACCUUAUUCUCGAACAGUAAUCUGUUAGUGGCUUAGUGCCGUACUGUUAUUCUGUGCUGGACUUCAUCAAUGUGCAAGACUGUGCAACGCUCUGAGA